Messenger RNA from Bufo gargarizans (Asiatic toad), 1530 nucleotides. RefSeq lists its product as uncharacterized. Gene Ontology annotation, molecular function: DNA-binding transcription factor activity, RNA polymerase II-specific; RNA polymerase II transcription regulatory region sequence-specific DNA binding. The record is from RefSeq and is a predicted model, not a curated record. NCBI's taxonomy places the organism in Eukaryota, Metazoa, Chordata, Amphibia, Anura, Bufonidae. The transcript has 5 exons. The coding region runs from base 1 to 1530 and encodes 509 amino acids.
AUGGAUGCGAAGAAACAAUUACUGCCAACAUUAGAAAUCUGCCAGUGUGAGUCCGUGUCCUCCCUGCACGUGAUACUGUUACAGUAUGGUUUCUACAUUGUAGCAGCUCGGGGCUCUUGUCUCUAUGACACCUUUCUUCACUUCUUGGUCAGUACAAUACAACCGAGGCAUUAUCUGUUAUCAGAGAACAUAGGAGAACCUACUGUAACCAACCUCAUCAUCUACACCAACCUCAUCAUCUACACCAGCCUCAUCUACACCAACCUCAUCAUCUACACCAGCUUCAUCAUCUACACCAGCUUCAUCUACAUCAACCUCAUCAUCUACACCAGCCUCAUCAUCUACACCAGCCUCAUCAUCUACACCAGCCUCAUCAUCUACACCCGCUUAAUCUACACCAGCUCCAUCUACACCAGCCUCAUCAUCUACACCAGCCUCAUCAUCUACACCAGCCUCAUCAUCUACACCAGCCUCAUCAUCUACACCAGCCUCAUCAUCUACACCAGCCUCAUCAUCUACACCAGCCUCAUCAUCUACACCAGCCUCAUCAUCUACACCAGCCUCAUCAUCUACACCCCCUCAUCAUCUACACCAGCCUCAUCAUCUACACCAGCUUCAUCAUCUACACCAGCCUCAUCAUCUACACCAGCCUCAUCAUCUACACCAGCCUCAUCAUCUACACCAGCCUCAUCAUCUACACCAGCCUCAUCAUCUACACCAGCCUCAUCAUCUACACCAGCCUCAUCAUCUACACCAGCCUCAUCAUCUACACCAGCCUCAUCAUCUACACCAGCCUCAUCAUCUACACCAGCCUCAUCAUCUACACCAGCCUCAUCAUCUACACCAGCCUCAUCAUCUACACCAGCCUCAUCAUCUACACCAGCCUCAUCAUCUACACCAGCCUCAUCAUCUACACCAGCCUCAUCAUCUACACCAGCCUCAUCAUCCUCAUCAUCUACACCAACCUCAUCAUCUACACCAGCCUCAUCAUCUACACCAGCCUCAUCAUCUACACCAGCUUCAUCUACACCAGCCUCAUGUUGUACAUCAACUUCAUUAUCCUCACCAGACUUAUCAACUACACCAGUCUCAUCAUCUACACCAGCUUCAUCUACACCAACCUCAUCAUCUACACCAGCCUCAUCAUCUACACCAGCUUCAUCUACACCAACCUCAUCAUCUACAUCAGCCUCAUCAUCUACAUCAGCUUCAUCAUCCUCACCAACACCAACAUCAUCAUCCUCAACAUCUACACCAACCUCAAUAUCCUCACCAGCCUCAUCAUUCCCAUCAUCCUCCCCACCCACACCAGCCUUAUCAUCCCCACCAGCCUCAUCAUCUUCACCAUCUACCCCAGUCUUACCAUUCUCAUCAUCUUGUUCUCAUCAUCAUGUUUCAAGGAAAGAAGAGAUCAGUUCACAAGAGGAGCCUGAAACAGAAGAAAGGAAGGAGGAGGCAGAAGUGCUGCGUACCGAGAACGGCAGCUCCUCCAGUCCCUGCAGAUAUGGAAAUGGACAAAAAGCCUGUUAA